CAGAUUCAAAGACCAGAGUUUAUGCGAUAAUGAUAUAGCCUACUUAUUUGGUUUUGAUUACGAAAUGUGAUGGAGACUGUAUUUUUAUUAUAUGGAAUUUAAUUAUUGAAAUAUAUUUGACCAAAUAAAUAGUUGGCACUACAUAAGAAAUAAUAUGGAUAUAUUGAACGAGGAAAGGAGACGUUUGAAGUCACAGCCUGAACAAACCGCCCCAUUAGUAGAUUUGGAAAGAGAAAAUGUGUCUUCAAAGCCUCAAGUGGUUGCAUCGGUAGAUUUAACAGAAGCGGAAUCAGAAAUUAUUGUGCUGGAUGAAACUUUGAACCAGCUGAACACGACUCUCAGCAACCUCGAUGUCACACUGGGCGCCUUUGACGAUGUCGUCUACCUCGGCACUAUUAACCCAUCGAAAUCCCCCAGGAACCAAAUGAAAAAUUCUGAAAGUGAUGUGAAAAUUGUGAAUUCAAUGAAUAUUAGACAAGAUAAACUGUCCAACAAGAAUAAUGUCUAUAGUAGUAACCUGGUAACACCAGAUAAAAUAAAUUCCAUGCUGAGGAAAAGCAAACUCCGUAGAAAGAGUAAAAUAAAUAAAAUGUUGAAUUCUACAUUAACUGCUAAAAAUAAAAAGUUGAGAACAUCUAAAAAGACAAAAAGAAGUAGGACUUCAAGCUCACAAAGUAUAACAGAUGUUAGUAUGGACAAUUUACUCAAUGAAGAUAUGCCACCAACUAAGAAGAGGAAAUUAAAAAAAAUCAACAUUAAAUCUAUCACUGCUACACCACCAUCGAAACCUUUACCAGGUAACAUUUUAAAAUAUUAUGCAAAAAUAGAGAGUGCUUUUGAUAAGAUAAAGAAUAGCGACAAAAAGAAGAAAAAAUGUAAAAAUCUUACCCCUGCAAGCAAACUAAACAAACGCAAACAAGAUAUCAAGAAAAAAACAAAAUUAAAUGAUGUGGGUAAGAAAAAAAACAAAAAAUUGUCACCCCAAAAAAGAAUGGCUGUACAUGAAGAUUGUAUCAAGGUUAGAAGAGAAGCUAAUAUAUUCAAUCCGAAUCCGAUUGAUAUAGACAAGGAAGGCUUACGACCAAUAAUCAUUGAUGGAUGCAAUGUUGCAAUUGGACACGGAAGAGGUAAAUUUUCCGUGAAAGGAUUGCAGAUCUGCGUGGAUUAUUUUGUGAAUCGAGGCCACAACCACAUCAAGGUCUUCCUGCCACGUCACCGCCAGGCGCACUUCAAGGAGGAAGAGUUGAAUCUGUUGGAGAGGAAGUGUGAUGUCGUGUUCACGCCCAGUAGAAAAGUCAAUGGGGUCAUUAAAACAUCGUAUGACGACAGGUUUAUCGUACAGUACGCAGCUGAGUUUGAGGGAGUGAUUGUCUCCACUGACAACUACAGGGAUUUGUUAAUCGAGAACUCGAGGUGGCAUGAGACAAUACAACAGAGAUUACUCAUGUUUACAUGGGUUGAUGACUUGCUAAUGUUUCCCAUGGAUCCACUUGGACGGAAAGGACCUACACUUGAUCAAUUCCUAAGGUUUUAAGGUGCAAAACCUUGAUUCUUAAUAAGUUUUGUUUUAAUAUUUAUUUUUUAAAUUUUAGUUAUUCAUGUGCAUGCCUUAUUGGGUAUUAAAUGUUAUUCUCUAUGAUGUCACCGUAGAUUUUUCAUUUAAAGUUUACUAUUUAAGGGGGAUGAUUUGGAAGAAUAAUAGGAUUUUGGGCAAGAGACAUUGUUCACCUUUGGUGUGUAUGUACAGUAUGUGGGUGUUUCUCCUGUACUGAACUUUCAGGUGUGUAUUUGACUAUUUUAACAUGCAAUUUGUUUUCGUUGUUAAGUUUUGGAAAGUUCAUCACAAUGUACUAAUUUAGAAGUUAUGUUUGUAUAUAUGCUAACAUUUUGUAAAGUUUUUUUGGUACUUGAAAAGAACAGGUUUAGUUGAUUAAACAUAGUUUACUGUUAUCA
Messenger RNA from Homalodisca vitripennis (glassy-winged sharpshooter), 1953 nucleotides. RefSeq names its product probable ribonuclease ZC3H12C. The transcript has 6 exons. Lineage: Eukaryota; Metazoa; Arthropoda; Insecta; Hemiptera; Cicadellidae. Bases 155 to 1534 code for a protein of 459 amino acids. The record is from RefSeq and is a predicted model, not a curated record. Gene Ontology annotation, molecular function: RNA endonuclease activity; mRNA binding. Gene Ontology annotation, cellular component: cytoplasmic ribonucleoprotein granule; nucleus.